AUGAGCGUGAUGCUUCAGACCCCUUCGCGGGCUUCAACAGCCUCCUCUUCCUCCUUCCAACCAGUCUCGCGCCAGAAUACCAUGUCGUCCCACGAUGGAGGAAGGUCGGUCCGCCAGUCGAAGCGCCAUUCCAUGACCACGCUGUACAUGUCCAUGUCUGCAAAUGAGAGGGAUUUGGAGAUUGAAGAUGAUCUUGCCAAAGCCCAGAAGGUCCUGCGUGACCUCAAAGCGAAGAUUUCCUCGCAGUCAAAGAAGAAUUUCGUAUUGGAGAAGGACGUCAGAUACCUUGAUUCUCGGAUAGCCUUGUUGAUCCAGAAUCGGAUGGCACUGGAAGAGCAAAACGAAGUCGCAAGUCAUCUCGAAGACGCCACGGAAUUACAAGAGGGUACCUUUCCAAACGACGAGAAGACACAAAAAUAUGGCAAUCUCCUCUUCUUGCUACAGUGCGAACCGAGACACAUCGCACAUCUCUGUCGUCUGGUCACCAUGGCGGAGAUUGACUCUUUACUUCAGACCGUCAUGUUCACAAUCUAUGGAAACCAGUAUGAGAGUCGUGAGGAACAUCUUCUCUUGACCAUGUUUCAAUCUGUAUUGACCUACCAAUUCGAUAACACGCCUGAGUAUUCCUCUCUUCUACGCGCGAAUACCCCCGUAUCUCGGAUGAUGACCACCUAUACGCGGAGAGGUCCUGGACAAAGCUAUCUCAAGACGGUGCUGGCUGAUCGGAUCAACGGACUCAUCGAGUUGAGGGAUCUAGACCUUGAGAUCAACCCCCUGAAGGUCUACGAACGGAUGAUUGAGCAGAUCGAAGAGGAUACUGGAAACGUACCGUCUUCUCUGCCUCGAGGGAUUACUGCGGAGCAAGCAGCAGAAAACCCGCAGGUCCAAGCAAUCAUUGAACCGAGGUUGACAAUCUUGAUGGAAAUUGCAAACGGAUUCUUGUCAACGAUCAUCCAAGGCCUGGAAGAGACCCCGUAUGGCAUUCGAUGGAUCUGCAAGCAGAUCCGGAGUCUGACGAAACGCAAAUACCCGGAUGCGAACGAUCAGGUGAUCUGUACCUUGAUCGGAGGUUUCUUCUUCCUGCGAUUUAUCAACCCUGCGAUCGUCACCCCGAAAUCGUACAUGUUGAUCGAUGGCACCCCUGCCGAGCGGCCCCGGAGGACUCUGACUCUGAUCGCGAAGAUGUUGCAGAACCUCGCGAACAAGCCUUCGUACGCCAAGGAACCUUAUAUGGCUAAACUUCAACCCUUCAUUCAGGAGAAUAAGGAGCGGGUGAACAAGUUCAUGCUCGACCUCUGUGAGGUGCAGGAUUUCUACGAAAGCUUGGAAAUGGACAACUAUGUUGCCCUCUCUAAGAAGGAUCUCGAGCUUUCUAUUUCUCUCAACGAAGUGUACGCUACGCACGCCUUGCUUGAGAAGCACAGCGCCGAGCUGAACAAGGAUGAGAACUCCCAUCUCGCCGUGAUCCUGAAUGAGCUUGGACCCGCACCGCCACUGCUGCCUCGCAAAGAGAACAGAGCGAUCAACUUGCCCCUCUUCAGCAAGUGGGAGACGGCCAUCGAUGACUUGACUGCCGCUCUCGAUAUCACCCAAGAGGAGAUAUACUUCAUGGAGGCCAAAUCGACCUUUGUCCAGAUUAUGCGAUCUAUACCGUCCAAUAGUGCUGUGGCUCGCCGACCUCUGCGCCUUGAACGGGUCGCUGAUGCGGCAGCUACGUCACGAAACGAUGCCGUGAUGGUGCGGAAAGGAAUCCGGGCAAUGGAGCUCCUUAGCCAGCUGCAAGAGCUUCAGGUUAUUGACAAGUCUGACCAUUUCAGCCUUCUCCGGGAUGAAGUUGAGCAAGAACUACAGCAUCUCGGCUCACUCAAGGAGGGCGUCAUCCAGGAGACUCAAAAAUUGGACCAGGUCUUCAAGACCAUCCGAGAUCACAACGCCUACCUAGUCAACCAACUCGAGACGUACAAGAGUUACCUGCAUAAUGUUCGAAGCCAGAGCGAGGGCACCAAGCGGAAAACACAGAAACAUCAGGUUCUGGGGCCGUAUAAAUUCACACAUCAAGAUUUGGAGAAGCAGGGUGUUAUUCAAAAGAGUAACGUGCCGGACAAUCGGAGGGCUAACAUAUAUUUCAAUUUCACGAGCCCUCUGCCCGGUACAUUUGUCAUAUCUCUUCACUACAAAGGGCGUAAUCGGGGACUUCUUGAACUCGAUCUGAAGCUGGACGACUUACUCGAGAUGCAGAAGGACGGCCAAGAAGAUCUCGAUCUCGAAUACGUGCAGUUCAACGUCCCGAAGGUUCUUGCCCUUCUGAACAAGCGCUUUGCGAGAAAGAAGGGCUGGUAA
Amorphotheca resinae ATCC 22711 is the source of this 2340-nucleotide messenger RNA. RefSeq lists its product as hypothetical. The transcript has 5 exons. Lineage: Eukaryota; Fungi; Ascomycota; Leotiomycetes; Helotiales; Amorphothecaceae. Gene Ontology annotation, cellular component: cell cortex. Gene Ontology annotation, biological process: regulation of GTPase activity; regulation of actin cytoskeleton organization. The coding region runs from base 1 to 2340 and encodes 779 amino acids. Gene Ontology annotation, molecular function: GTPase activator activity; protein binding. The record is from RefSeq and is a predicted model, not a curated record.